UUUUCCUCCAUACUUUUCAUCUCUUUCUCUCACCAUUUCCACUUCUAACUAACCAAGAAUUGUUACGAAAACCCGAUUUAUUUUAUUAAUUUUUUUCAUCUCUUUCUCUCUCUAUAAUCAUCAUCAUUAUCAGUGUUGCUUCCAUUUCUGCCCUUAUUCACCAAAUGAGAUUAUGGUUGCAACUUUAAUACACGCACAUAUUUUGAGAAUCUGUUUAGAUUAUCUUCAGAGAUAGCCAAAAUCUGGAAUUUGAUAGAAAAGAAAACCCAUCACUGAUUGAUCUAUAUGUUUAUAUAGAGGUGUAAAGACUGUGUUUUUAAAGAAGAGGCACAUAACUUUACUAUAUGAGGCAGAAUUCUUGAGUCUUUUUAUUGAUCAAGCUUUGAGUCAUUUUUUCUUUUCUUUUUUGAGUAAAAUUUGUAAAUUUUUGUUUGUGGGUUUUUGUAAUUUUCCAUGGCGGCUGGUGCAGAGGUGUCUGGUGAGACAGUAGUAGUAGCAGUGGACAUGGUGCCUUCAUCACCAAAAAACACUGAAACUGCAAGUGAAAAAAUAAAUGAAAAGAAUGAUAAUUUUAACGUUAAGGAUUCAGGGGAGAAGGAUGUAGAUUUUAUUGUUAAGGACUCUGAUUCGAAAUCGGAAAUGCAAAUGAAGGAAAUUGUUGAUAUGUUGAAGAAACUCAAAUUGAAUCCUCUGGCCAAGGAGUUUUUCCCUUCCUCCUAUAAUCGGAGCCAAAUGGGGGACAACAAUUUUGUGUCGGCUAAGAAGCUUUCGGGCAAUGAUGGUUUUGCGAAUAACCGAAGGAGAAGAAAUAACAACAACCAAGGCAGGAGGAGAAUGGGCGGUAGAACUUUUAGAGCUCAAAGAGAAGAUAAUAUUAGACGAACAGUCUAUGUUUCCGACAUUGAUCACAAUAUAACUGAAGAACAACUGGCUGGCUUAUUCGGCAGCUAUGGACAAGUUGUUGAUUGUCGAGUUUGUGGCGAUCCACACUCCCGUCAUCGCUUUGCUUUUGUAGAAUUUGCUGAUGAGUAUUCUGCUAGAGCAGCUCUUAGCCUUUGUGGGACACUGUUGGGUUUCUCUCCUGUUAAAGUCUUGCCUUCAAAAACUGCCAUUCUUCCUGUGAAUCCUACAUUCCUUCCCAGGGUAUGA
Olea europaea var. sylvestris is the source of this 1149-nucleotide messenger RNA. RefSeq names its product polyadenylate-binding protein-interacting protein 8-like. NCBI's taxonomy places the organism in Eukaryota, Viridiplantae, Streptophyta, Magnoliopsida, Lamiales, Oleaceae. The record is from RefSeq and is a predicted model, not a curated record. Gene Ontology annotation, molecular function: RNA binding. The transcript is spliced from 5 exons. The coding region runs from base 454 to 1149 and encodes 231 amino acids.